AUGGUCCUGGAGUCCCUGCAUUUCUCCCGUGAUGGAGGAUUGGAAGUGCUGGACCAACUGCAGGUGCCACAAAAGAAGACGUACAUCAGAGUCAAGGAUUCUCAGGAUGCAUGGACAGUGGUACGCAACAUGCAGGUGCGUGGAGCGCCGUUGUUAGCCAUGGUCUCUGCCCUGGGCCUUGCAGUGGAAGCUUUGGAGAGGGCCAAGGCGAAGAGAGAGGGUGCCGCUGAGUGGCUGCGUGAGAGGAUGUCCUUCCUAAAGACCUCGCGGCCCACCGCUGUCAACCUUUUCAAUACCAUGGACGCGCUGGGUAAGGUGGUUGAGGACGCAGUCGCUUCUGGCCGCAAUGACCAGCAGAUCUACCACGCCUAUGCGGAUGCUGCUGAACAGAUGCUGGAAGAAGACGUCAAAGCCAACAAGGCCAUUGGAGAUGCUGGUGCCGAUGCGAUUCUCGCGGCAAUGAAGGCCGCUGGACGAGACGGUGCUGCUCGAGUGAUGACCAUUUGCAACACUGGAGCCUUGGCGACGGCGGGCUGGGGCACGGCCCUGGGAGUCUUGCGCACGCUGCAUGCGAGAGGCAAGCUUGAGCGUGCAUAUUGCCUGGAGACGAGGCCCUAUAAUCAGGGGGCACGGCUUACCGCUUUUGAACUGGUAGAGGAUGGCUUGCCUGGAACGUUGAUCUGUGAUUCCAUGGCUGCUGCCUUGAUGCAGCGCUGUGGCCUCGAUGCAUGCAUCGUGGGCGCUGAUCGCGUCGUUGCCAAUGGAGACAGCGCCAACAAGAUUGGGACCUAUUCGCUGGCAGUGCUAUCCAGACACCAUGGUGUGCCUUUUUACGUGGCUGCGCCACUGACCACCUUAGACGUCAACUUGAAGCACGGCUCGGAGAUCCCCAUCGAGGAGCGGCCCGAUGAAGAGCUUUGCUCAUUGAAAGUGGAGGGUGUCAGCCACCGAGUGGCUGCCCCUGGGAUUGGUGUUUGGAACCCAGCCUUUGAUGUGACGCCAGCAUCGUUGAUUUCCGGCAUUGUCACUGAUUGCGGCCUCAUUCCAAAGCGCAGCCAGGAUUUUGACGUGGCUGCCUUUGUGCCGGAGAAGAAGCGAAAAGUGAACGGCCAAUGA
Messenger RNA from Cladocopium goreaui, 1116 nucleotides. NCBI's taxonomy places the organism in Eukaryota, Dinophyceae, Suessiales, Symbiodiniaceae. The record is from the annotation of a GenBank genome assembly.